Messenger RNA from Neurospora tetrasperma FGSC 2508, 1892 nucleotides. RefSeq lists its product as uncharacterized. Gene Ontology annotation, biological process: carbohydrate metabolic process. The coding region runs from base 1 to 1731 and encodes 576 amino acids. The transcript is spliced from 3 exons. NCBI's taxonomy places the organism in Eukaryota, Fungi, Ascomycota, Sordariomycetes, Sordariales, Sordariaceae. The record is from RefSeq and is a predicted model, not a curated record.
AUGAGCGCCUUCCUCGGUCUAGUUCCCCAGUAUCCCAGCCCGACCCUGGAACCACCACCACCCUACGGCGGCACAUCUUCCCAACUCCGGCCCCUCCGUCAUCGCCGACCUGCUACUUCUCUCCCCAGCACUUACACCCCCUACCCGCCAGACGCACCAUGUCCGCCCAACCGCACCAUGGUCCAGGGGUUCGAGUGGUAUUGUCCUCCGGAUUUCCAACACUGGCGACGCCUGACCAAAAUUAUCCCCACGCUCGCCCAGCUUGGCAUUACCCAGAUCUGGAUCCCACCCGCUUGUAAGGCCAGCUGGAAGACCGGUAACGGAUAUGACAUCUACGACCUCUACGACCUAGGCGAGUUCGAGCAAAAGGGCUCUCGCAAGACGAAAUGGGGCGGAAAGGAGGAACUCCAGCAAUUAGUAGCCGUCGGAGCUCAAUACGGCGUCUCGGUGCUCUUCGACGCCGUGCUCAACCACAAAGCCGCCGCGGACUUUAAGGAGCCCGUCCUCGCCCGACGCGUGGACCCCAAAGACCGACGAGUAGUGCUAGACAGAAAGCCUACAGAGAUCGAAGCCUGGACCGGUUACGAUUUCCCAGGAAGACAGGGGAUGUACUCCCCGCUCCGCUGGUCGGCGCGACACUUUACGGGAAUUGACUACGACGACCUGCGCAAGGAAAACGCCAUCUGGAAGUUUGAAGGCAAAGAGUGGGCUGAGGACGUAGACGAAGAAAACGGAAACUACGAUUACCUCAUGUUCGCAGAUAUCGACCAUCAGCACCCCGAAGUUAAGCGGGAUCUUUUCCACUGGACAUGGUGGCUCAAAUCCCAACUGCCCCAACUCGGUGGAUUGCGACUCGACGCCAUCAAACACUACUCCUACUCCUUUGUCCGCGAAUUUCUAGCAAACAUCGACCGCCACGUCGCCCCUGGACCCCCUGGGAGCCCAGGAACUUGGUUCAUCGUAGGCGAAUACUGGCGCGAAGAUUCCGAGUUUCUCGCGCGCUACAUCGAAUUCAUGCACCAUCGCUUAUCUCUCUUCGACGUGCAGUUAGUCUCCAACUUCUCCCGCAUCUCUUUAGCCUCCGAACACCUCCAAGCCUCUGCCACCGGUGGUGGUGGUGCUCCCGGGAUCACCUACGGCAGCCGCGACACCGACCUCCGCACAUUAUUCGACGACACCCUCUGCAUCUGGAAACCGCACAACGCCGUCUCCUUUGUCGUAAACCACGACACGCAAAAGGGACAAUCGCUAGAAACGCCGAUAGCGCCCUUUUUCAUACCCCUCGCCUAUUCUCUCAUCUUACUUCGCGCCAACGCCGGUGUGCCCUGCGUGUUUUGGUCCGAUCUCUACGGUUCCUUCGGCGUCACUUCCAAUGACACCCCUGCCUCCGAAGACGCCGCGUCUCCUCGAGAUACGCCCCUACCGGACCCUCAGCACUGGAAGCCACCGAUGUGCGGCGGGCAAGUACUUCCAAAGUUGAUGCUAGCGAGACGGUUGUGGGCGUACGGGACACACCGGGCUGGCGGGGCGGGCGUGGCGUGCGUGAUGGCCAAUUGGUGGGAACAUGCUAGCAAGAGGAUGGACACCGAUGUUUACGGCUUCAACCAGAGGCACCAAGAGCAGGUGUACGAGAGCCAGAGGGGCCCAGCGGUGGAGGAGGAACCAGAGGAUUGGAUGGUUGCUGCGAGGGGGGCGGCGGCCGAGUACUUGGCCAUGACAGGAUCUGAUUAGAUGUGGACGGGAAGGCGACUGGACCUUGAUGCCCUGGCGGUAUGAUAUCUAGGUCGGUCAAAAGAUCACGGCGGUGAUGAACAGGCACUGGUUGCCACAUGGAGAAGUAUCACCUGUGCAUAGAGGUAUGAGACAUAGAUAUAAUGUAAUGCUUAUUACCA